This is a messenger RNA of Fomitopsis serialis, 1141 nucleotides long. RefSeq lists its product as uncharacterized. The record is from RefSeq and is a predicted model, not a curated record. The coding region runs from base 130 to 801 and encodes 223 amino acids. The transcript has a single exon. Lineage: Eukaryota; Fungi; Basidiomycota; Agaricomycetes; Polyporales; Fomitopsidaceae.
CCCGGCGCCGUCACCUGCUCUUGUAAUCAAUCCGGCGUUCGGUCGGAGUUCAAACCCAUCCCGCGUCUCCGCAAGCGUGCCCAUAUCGGGCACCGCCGCAAAUUGACAGCCGGGGCGUGCCGGUGGCGGAUGGUAGCCACCUGCCGUGGGCGCCUAGCAGUCUCGCCCCUGUCGAGCCUGUGCCGGUCAGCGGGCUCGAGGCGGGCCCCAGGCAGAGGAGGCAGGCCCGCUCGCGCGAUCCUCCCUUGCCUCCUGCGGCCACUCCGCGAGCCACGAGGCCAGUGUGUAGCGGGCAGCAGACGCGGAAGAUGCGCUUGCAAUGGGCAUGCUCCUACCCUUGAUCUCUUCCACGCCAUCCUCCGCGCGGCUUCUCCUCCUUCUCGGUCCUUGUCCAGCAUGUCUCCUCCAAACUACUCCAGCUCCCGUUAUCGCGCUCGAGACCACCUUCCACCUCACAGCCUCCGUGAGCCUGUCGCACGCACUGACAGUCCCGUUCUACGCUCGUCCUUGCGUGGAUUCUGUGGUCGGACUCUGCGCCAGUUGCUCCGUCCGUUGCUGCGAGUACGCGACUUCUUUGUUCUCGCUUGUCAGUGUCAAUGUCACCCCGAGUUGGACAAUGGCCUUCUGUGCUCUCCAUUGUUCUUGCUGUCGCGAAAACUUCUCGUCGGUGCUCGUCGGCUCUGCGCGCGUGCGCGCUCAUACCAUGCCAUGGUGUCCGCCGCGCGCUUCCCGACGUCACUUCCUCUCCCCCGAGUCUUGCGCACUUCAGCACACUUGUGCUCUUUAGGACGGCGAGCGUAGCGCGCAAGAUAGAUAUCUCGUUCAACAAACUGGCAGAAGGUUAGCACUGCGCAGAGGUCACGCCAGCGGCGGAACUCAGACUCGCAUCAUCAUGUGUUCCCAACAGCGCCUUCGCCUGAGCACUUGGCCUCCAUGUCGCCCACCUUAUCGCGUGGAACGAUGACCGACACAGCCUGUACGAGGAUCGGAUGGAUGAAUCACUGGGUGGUCGCUGUCGGCGUGAGGCGCAGCGCAUUGUCCGAGUUGGGGCGUCGAAGAUCCCGUCGACGUCUAUGUCUAUUGUCCUCCCGCGUACAGGUGCGGUAGCGCUCACGCUUCUUUGGUGGAACAAGUCAAAGUU